AAACUGCAAACACAGCUCCCACUUCGAUGUUAUUGUGAGCAGCGGCCAAGAGGUGACGGUCACAGGAAGAACGAAUUCCAGGAAAUAAUUUCCCUACAGAGAGAAGAGCAGAUUUUGUAGAAAAUGGGUGUUAUUUACCAACUAACAUUUCCUUUGUGUGAAAUCCUCCUCAGCUAGAACAGCUACAGAAGUACAAGAAUUGAAUGAAGAACUGAAAUCUUCUGAAAUUGAAAGUGCAGCCCAACAGAAAGCAGAAGCAGAAGCUCUGAGUGCAUCUGUUGGAAUCUGCUGUUGUCACUGGCUUAGAAACCAGUUCACAGCCAGAGGAAAGCCUAAGCCUGAGGACUGGGAUGCUCAGCUGCUCCUCCUGCCUCUCCCAGCUCCGAGGGAUCCCACAGGAACACUGCUGCCCCCUCCCACGGUGAAGAGCUGAAGGACUGCCAAGGACCCUCCCUCGCAGUUUCCACGGCAGGAACACCUGAAUUCCACCACUUCUCUCGGUGCCCCAGGGUAACUUCCCUUGGCCCAGGGAGGGGGGACAUCAGAGAGCAAAUGAAAGCCACAACCCACUUCAGCUCCCCCAGGAACUACAGCAACUGUACCAGCGACAGCAGGAUCAGCCAGGUCAUCUUCCCUUUGCUGUACACAUUUCUAUUCCUGGUGGGCAUCACCAUGAACGGCCUGGCAAUGUGGAUCUUCUUCAAAAUAUCCAGUAAAUCCAAUUUCAUCAUCUUCCUCAAGAACACUGUCAUUUCUGACUUUCUCAUGAUCUUGACUUUUCCAUUCAAAAUCCUCAGUGAUGCAAAGCUGGUGUCGUGGGUCCUGCGAGGGUUCGUGUGCCAGGUCACCCAGGUUGUGUUUUACUUCACCAUGUACAUCAGCAUUUUAUUUCUUGGUCUGAUAACCAUUGAUCGCUAUCAGAAAGCCACUUCACCGUUCAGAACAUCAACUCCACGGAGCCUUUUGGCUGCCAAGAUCCUUUCCACAGCAAUCUGGGUAUCAAUGUUUGCUCUUUCGUUACCCAACAUGAUUUUAACUAACAAGAAGAGAACACCCAAGAACGUGAGGAAGUGUGCUCUCCUCAAAUCUGAGUUUGGCUUAAUCUGGCACGAAAGUGUAAACUACAUUUGCCAGUUUAUCUUCUGGGUUAAUUUAGCAGUCAUAGUGGUCUGUUACAUCCUCAUCAGCAAGGAACUCUACAAAUCCUAUAAAAGGACAAGAUGUACAGGGAAGGCAUCCAAAAAGACUGUCAAUCUGAAGGUUUUCAUCAUCAUCGCUGUGUUCUUUAUUUGUUUUGUGCCAUUCCACUUCACCAGAAUCCCCUACACCUUGAGCCAGACGAGAGACGUGUUUAACUGCUCUGCUCAGAACACCCUGUUCUACCUGAAGGAGACCACGCUGUGGCUGACAUCCCUCAAUGCCUGCCUGGACCCAUUCAUAUACUUUUUCCUUUGCAAGUCCUUCAGGAAGUCCUUGGUGGGCACGCUGCGCAGGCACACGGCGCUGCCGGGGCUCGGGACACGGACCCAGGAGCAGAACGAAGGGGAUGACACGGACGAGACGCCCGUCUAGAGCUCGGGGUCCCCACGCCCCUUCCUGGCCUUCCACCUUAUCGUGGGGGGAAGGAGCACAAAUCCUGUGGAGAGUAUCCAGAGCUUCACUGACCUCUUUAGAAAUUGUCCUGCAGAUGAAGCAUGAGCACGCUGGAACCACCACCACUGGCUGCAGAAACAGAAAGCUUGAAUAACAGAGGAGUCUCCUCAACCUCCAUCCUUGCCAAAAAGGACCUCCUCUGACCCCAGUCACCAUGCCUGUCAGAACUGCAGGGAAGUAGCUUGAACUUAAAGGUAGAACUGUGAGGAAAACUUCACAGAGAAUCAUGAAAUGCUACAGAUGAGAUCACAAUCUGCCAAGAUUUUGCAGAAAUAGAUAAAUUUGGGUCAGAGCAAAGUCCAUGACAACACAAGAUCUGGGAAAUGCAGCUAACAUCCACACUAAAUGUAAUUUUUCAAUACAGGGAGCUGUCACCUGGUACACAACUGGCAGAUAAACAAACCUAGGCCAGAUGUAGAGGAGCCAUUUGUCUGUGUAGAUUUUUGGUAACAGAAUAACACUGUGCUUUUCUCAUUCUGUGCUUGCAAUUCCUAAUCCACUGACCAAUAAUUAAUAGUUGUAAUAGUUGUAUGUCAGAGGAAAUUAUUUCAUAAUCAGGCUUAUCUCAAUAUGACUUAUAUCCUCAAAUUCUUCCCCUUACUACAUAAAUAAACAAAACUGUACACUUUUA
Messenger RNA from Chiroxiphia lanceolata (lance-tailed manakin), 2284 nucleotides. It is a transcript of the gene P2RY12, whose product is annotated as purinergic receptor P2Y12. NCBI's taxonomy places the organism in Eukaryota, Metazoa, Chordata, Aves, Passeriformes, Pipridae. Gene Ontology annotation, cellular component: membrane. The record is from RefSeq and is a predicted model, not a curated record. The transcript has 3 exons. Gene Ontology annotation, biological process: G protein-coupled receptor signaling pathway; blood coagulation. The coding region runs from base 553 to 1572 and encodes 339 amino acids. Gene Ontology annotation, molecular function: G protein-coupled purinergic nucleotide receptor activity.